AUGGAUGCAGGAAACUAUACAAGAAUUUCAGAGUUUCUUCUUCUGGGACUUUCAGAGGAAGCAGAACUACAGCCCCUCAUUUUUGGGCUUUUCCUCAUAAUGUACGUAAUCACUGUGUUUGGAAACCUGCUCCUCAUCCUGGCCGUCAGCUCAGACUCCCACCUCCACACCCCCAUGUACUUCUUCCUGGCCAACCUGUCCUUUGUAGACAUCUGUUUCACCUCCACCACCAUCCCCAAGAUGCUGUGGAACAUCCAGACUCAGAGGAAAGUGAUCACUUAUGAAGACUGCAUCAGCCAGAUGUACUUUUUCAUACUGUUUACAGGAUUGGACAACUUCCUUCUGGCUGUGAUGGCUUAUGACCGCUUUGUGGCCAUCUGUCACCCCCUAAACUACAUGGUCAUCAUGAAUCCCCAGAUCUGCAGAGUGUUGGUUCUGGUGUCCUGGAUCGUGAGUGCCCUCUAUUCCUUGUUACACACCUCAAUGGUGCUACGGCUGUCCUUCUGUACAGUCAUAAAAAUCCCCCAUUUUUUCUGUGAACUCAAUCAGAUGAUACAACUUGCAUGUUCUGACACCUUUCUCAAUAACAUGGUGAUAUAUUUUGCAGCUGUGUUGCUGGCUGGUGGUCCCUUCCUUGGGAUCCUUUACUCUUACUCUAAGAUAGUUUCCUCCAUACUUGGGAUCUCAUCAACUCAGGGCAAGUAUAAAGCAUUUUCCACCUGUGUGUCUCACCUCUCAGUUGUCUCCUUAUUUUAUUGUACGAGCCUAGGAGUGUACCUUAGCUCUGCUGCUACCCAGAGCUCCCACUCAAAUGCAGUGGCCUCAGUGACGUACACGGUGGUCAUGCCCAUGCUGAACCCCUUCAUCUACAGCCUGAGGAACAGAGACAUAAAGAGGGUUCUGAUGAGAUUCUCUGGGAGGGCAGGUCUAAAAGGGCCAGUUGUUCUGGGGCUGAAAAUGUGCACAGGAUUGCAGAGCCCAUAG
This is a messenger RNA of Ailuropoda melanoleuca (giant panda), 984 nucleotides long. Its product is annotated as olfactory receptor-like protein OLF4. The record is from RefSeq and is a predicted model, not a curated record. Gene Ontology annotation, cellular component: membrane. The coding region runs from base 1 to 984 and encodes 327 amino acids. Lineage: Eukaryota; Metazoa; Chordata; Mammalia; Carnivora; Ursidae. Gene Ontology annotation, biological process: G protein-coupled receptor signaling pathway. Gene Ontology annotation, molecular function: olfactory receptor activity; G protein-coupled receptor activity. The transcript has a single exon.